This is a messenger RNA of Sphenostylis stenocarpa, 2037 nucleotides long. Lineage: Eukaryota; Viridiplantae; Streptophyta; Magnoliopsida; Fabales; Fabaceae. The record is from the annotation of a GenBank genome assembly.
AUGGCUGUAGAGGAGUCCGAGCCUGUGAUUGGGGAGUUAGAAAGGGAGGAGAACUUGAUUGCUGCAGUAAGGCAUAUUGUGAAGGCACUAGGGCCAAAUAAGACCCUUACCAGUGAUGCCAAGAAAAUUCUGGCAGAUCUUGGCACUAGAUUGUCCUCCAUGUCGGUCCCUAGUGAGAAGGAGGAGGGGAAACAAGGGCAAGGAGGGGAGGGUGGUGAUGAUCAUGAUGGUGUUGCUGCUGGUGAUGAUGAUGAUGAGGGUCUUAGUGCAAUUGAAGAAAGGCUUAGUAUGAUUCAGGAGAAAGUUAUGAGAUGGGAGGAGGAUCAGUCCAUGAUUUGGGAUUUGGGACCUGAAGAAGCAUCUGAGUAUCUGAAUGCUGCUAAUGAAGCUCGCAGGUUGAUUGAGAAGUUGGAAAGUUUGCAUUUGAAGAAAGAGGAUCAAGAGUACGAGUUUAUGCAGAGGGCUUAUAGUGUUCUUCAAACAGCUAUGGCACGCCUUGAAGAAGAAUUCAGGAACUUGCUUAUCCAGAACAGGCAACCUUUUGAGCCUGAAUAUGUCUCUUUUAGGUCCAGUGAGGAAGAUGCUGUUGAUGAGAACUCCAUAAUCUCCGUAGGUGAUGAGUCAGUUGAGGAAUCACUUCAAAGAGAUAGUGUCAGCAGAGCCUCUGAGGAGCAUAUCAUUGAUUUGGUUCAUCCAGCCGUGAUCCCGGAUCUCAGGUGUAUUGCAAACUUGCUUUUUGCUUCUAAUUAUUGCCAGGAAUGUUCCAAUGCUUAUAUUAUUGUGCGGAGGGAUGCCCUAGAUGAGUGCCUCUUCAUUCUUGAAAUGGAAAGGCUCAGCAUCGAGGACGUCUUGAAAAUGCAGUGGGCUACUUUGAAUUCCAAAAUCAAAAGAUGGAUUUGGGCAGUGAAAAUCUUUGUUAGGGUGUAUCUUGCAAGUGAGAGGUGGCUUAGUGAUCAGAUUUUUGGGGAGGGUGAGCGUGUUAGUCUAGCUUGUUUUGUUGAUGCAUCUAAGGCUUCAAUAUUGCAGCUUCUGAAUUUCGGUGAAGCCAUGUCCAUUGGUCCUCACCAACCUGAGAAAUUGUUCCGUGUUCUUGACAUGUAUGAGGUUCUUCAAGACCUUAUGCCAGACAUUGAUGCUUUGUACUCAGGUGAGGUUGGUUCCUCGGUUAAAAUUGAAUGUCAUGAUGUUCUGAAGAGAUUAGGCGAUUGUGUGAGGGCAACAUUUUUUGAAUUUGAAAAUGCCAUUGCAACAAAUGCAUCAUCAACCCCUUUUGUAGGUGGUGGGAUACAUCCUUUAACCAAAUAUGUUAUGAAUUAUCUUAGAACCCUUACAGACUACAGUGACAUACUCAAUCUACUUCUGAAGGACCAAGAAGAAGAUGAAUCCAUUUCACUGUCACCUGACAUGAGCCCUGGUACAGAAGAAGAUAGCAGAAGCCAGGGGUCUCCAAGUAGAGUUUCCUCAAUGGCCCUUCACUUCCGAUCAAUCGCAUCGAUCUUGGAAAGCAACCUUGAGGAUAAGUCCAAGUUAUACAAAGACGUCUCUUUGCAGCACUUGUUCUUGAUGAACAACCUACAUUAUAUGGCUGAAAAGGUUAAGGGGUCUGAACUCAGGCUCAUAUAUGGAGAUGAAUGGAUUCGAAAGCGCAACUGGAAGUUUCAGCAGCAUGCAAUGAAAUAUGAGAGGACUAGUUGGAGUCCCAUUCUUCACAUGCUUAAGGAUGAAGGAAUUCAUGUUCCGGGUACAAAUUUGGUCUCAAAAAGUCUUCUUAAAGAGAGGCUACGAAGCUUCUAUCUUGGCUUUGAGGAUGUUUACAGGAUCCAGACAGCUUGGCUUAUCCCAGAUAUUCAGCUUCGCGAAGAUUUGCGGAUUUCUAUAUCUCUAAAAGUAAUCCAAGCUUAUAGAACGUUUGUUGGGAGGCACAGCAAUCACAUAAGUGACAGAAUCAUUAAGUACACUGCUGAUGAUUUAGAAAACUACCUUUUGGAUUUCUUUGAAGGAUCUCAAAAGUUGUUGCAAAAUCCUCAUAGAAGGUGA